This is a messenger RNA of Ziziphus jujuba (common jujube), 3984 nucleotides long. Its product is annotated as probable E3 ubiquitin-protein ligase RHC2A. Gene Ontology annotation, cellular component: cytoplasm. The record is from RefSeq and is a predicted model, not a curated record. The coding region runs from base 87 to 1055 and encodes 322 amino acids. NCBI's taxonomy places the organism in Eukaryota, Viridiplantae, Streptophyta, Magnoliopsida, Rosales, Rhamnaceae. Gene Ontology annotation, molecular function: ubiquitin protein ligase activity. The transcript has 2 exons. Gene Ontology annotation, biological process: protein ubiquitination.
AGCAAUUCCAAACCCCCAUUUUCAAUUUCGGAUCCAACCACCACUCUCUCUCUCUCUCUCUCUCUCUCUCUCCUUCUCAAUCGGAAAUGUCGUCGGCCACCGCCACCGACGCUCUCAUCUCCGUAACGGAUCCGAUGGAGAGGCACACCUACUGGUGCCACGAGUGCGACUUGAGCGUCUCUCUCCGCCCUUCUUCCUCUUCCCUCCUCUGCCCUCACUGUUUCGGUAACUUCCUCGAGCUCAUGGACUCCGCCUUAUCCCCUCUUUCUCCUCCUCCUCCUCGUUCCUCCUCCGACAUCCCCUUCCCCCUCUCCGCCGCAGCCGCCGCCGCCGACGACGACAAUUCCCUCCUCGACAGCCCCUAUCUCCACCGACUCGUCCAGCACCUCACCGCCGACGACUACUACUCCAAUAAUCCCAAUCCCUCCACCACCAAUUCAUCUUCUCUACCUGCCUCCAAUGCCGCCGUCGAAGCUCUCAUCACCGUCAAGAUCGUCGCUUCCCUUCUCGAACUCGAUCCUCUUCUCUUCUGCCCAGUUUGUAAGGACCAAUUCAUUGUUGAUGUUGAAGCCAAGCAGCUUCCUUGCAAGCAUCUCUACCAUCCCGACUGCAUUCUACCGUGGCUCGCUAACCAUAGCACUUGCCCGGUUUGUCGGUUUCAGCUUCCUACUAGACCCAUCAACCCCCGCCGUACAACGUCGGGAUUGGUGGCAACGACGCCGUUGCGGUUUGGGGAUGUGUUGACCGGCGAAGAGGAUUGGUUUGGGUAUAGGAACACUUUGAGGUACAUGGCCAGGAGACACAUGCAUCUUAUGUCUGAAGCCAUUGGGGAUGAAAAUUCGAAUUUGUCGUCGUUGUCGCCGACACAAAUGGCGGAGGCGGCGGAGGCGGAUAUGGGUUUUGUGGCUCGCACUAGCAGCGUGGAGACGGUUUCCAGCUGGCCCGUAGAAGCAGGAGCUGGGAGUAGAGAAAUGGAUGUGAGUGGCAGGGCCAAUGAGGAUGGUGGUGAUGCUCCCAUGUCUGAUGUUAAGGUCUCCUCCAGCUCCGUUUCUUAAAAUUCUGAGGUAAUGUAUAGUAGGUUGCCUAUAGAGGAAUGUGAGAGUUCUGUUACCAUUAGAUUUCCCGGAAGUGUAAAUCUACAGCUGAUGGUUGUGAGACAUAAUUUCUUUUUGCUUGGUAUAUCAACGCUGUUGAACAAGUGGGUUACAUAAUAUCCAAGACAAUUGUGCGUAGCCCUGCCGGCAGACUUUAAAUCUGUAGAAUGUUGGAGUUAAAGUUUGUGUAAACCUAAUGCCUUGAUUUCCAUUUAAUAAAUGCAACUUCUUCCUAUCAAUAUUUUCUCUGUCUGAGAACCAUCAAUAUCUUCAUACCCAGUUUACAGGUUGUGGUUUGUAGGCAACAGAAAAGCUGAGUUAUUUGCAGGCCUAUUUUUGUACAAUCUCAUAUUGAAUUAUCUUUUUUGUGUCCCAGAACUUUAUGUAUAAUCCUAUACCCCAAAUAUAUUACUCAAAUUUUGAAUCCUACAUGAGAGUGCUUAUAGGGUGAUUAAAAGCGCUUUUAGUAGGUGAUUGGUUAAAUGCCUAUUUUGGUGUAUUUUUAUUAUGGGAAUGUUGAGGAAUCGCUUUUGUUUCUUGAAAGUGCUCAGAAUUGUUGCAAAUUCUGUGUAUUUAAGAAAAUAUAUUCUCUGAUUUAGUUUAAAACAGAUGAACAGAUUUUCUCACUCCUAAAUGCAGAAGUUAUCAAAGUUCUUGAUUUGAAUAUUAUAAUAAUAAUAUAUAUAUAUAUAUAUGCUUUUUAGAUGUUGCUUGUGAAGCAGGAAAAUGAUAAAUUAAUUUGAAAAAAAGAAAAAAGAAAAAGUAAUUAAAGUAAUUAAAAUAUUAAGGUAGUUAUCCAAGUGGAUGUUUUAAAUAGAUAAGAUAAUGCUUUUUCGUGGUGCAAAAGAGGCGUGUUUUGUUGUCCAAGCUAAGCCUUGAAAGUUUAAACCACGUUGUGAAAUUGAGAAAGCUAUCUGAGAGAGAGACAAGGGCGGCUUAUGUGGUGCCGCACAAUACAUUAUCCGUAGAGGCAAAGCAAUUGUUUUUUCUUUUUCUUUUUUUACGAACUCUUUUGUUCAAUUUUGGAAUUAAAUUAUAGCCCUCAACUCCUUUUCCUUUCCUUGGAUUGGGCCCACCAAAAUUUCCACCUCCUUCAUGGAAAACGUAAUCAUUUCCAACAUUGUUUUGGAAGUUUUCGUGUUUAUAUAGUUUUUCUUUUUUCUGUUCGGUCGGUAAUCUUUUUACGUCACCAUAGUUUUAUAAAGUCACAUACUAAUCAAACAAUAAUUUUAUAAGAUCAUGUAUGGCGAAUUCUUAUAAUCUAAUUGAACGGCUCUAUUUUAUUGUAUAAUAAAAUACUGUCAACCAUCCAAUUUCAUUUUCGAAAAUAUAUCAAUCACCUCCUCUCCCAUUGGAGUCGAUAAUAAGAAUAAUGAAUUAAAAAACACUCUUCAAUCUUGAUAGCCUAACAAAUUUUUACCAAACAUUAAUCAUUCCAAAAAUUUUCAGGGAGGUUUGAUGUAGGAACCUAAUUGGAUUGGAUUAUUUUAAUUCUAAUCCAAACUCCUUUAAGAGAAAUGCAAUUUGAUUUUUCUAGUCAUUUAAAAGUCACACCUUAAUAAAAUCUUCAUCCAAUAAAUUGACGAGUAAUAAUUUUAUUAAUUUAUUAUCUGUCAUAUAAACUAUGAAGUAGUUCUAUACCAUUGAGUUCACAUUUAAAAGACUCCCAUCUCCCAUCUCCCAUUUACUUUAUGCAUAGUGUAGGGUAUUAUUAGACCAUACAGUAAUAUUAGCACUUCUCUAAUAUGCUAGAAGAAUUAUGUCCACAUAAAAAAAACAAAAAACAAAAAAAUCUUCUUCUAGGUCAUUGAUGAGGAUGAAAAUGAUGGGUAAAAUGAGAGAAGAGAGAGAGAGAGAGAGAGAGAGAGAGAGACACCAUUGAGAAUUAUUAAGCACGUUCAGUUCAUGCAAAAUUUGACCAAGUCCUUCACCUUUAAUUGGUCCCAAGUCUCAUUUCUUAGAGCUUUGGGUCAAAUUUUUGGGUCUGAAUGUAUAUUUAUAACUUUCUUAAUUACACUUUGUGAGGAAGGUCCAUGGAGAUUCACCCAUGCGAAUCACCCACUUAACGUAUUAACUAAUAUAACACUAUUUGACCAGCUUCUUAACAUUCACUUCCACGUCAUGUCCUAUCUAAUGAUCUCUUUGUAUAUUCUACCAAUGGAGGCGGGUCGAAGUGGUCAGGCAUAUGACUUUGGUCUUCUAUAUAUAUACGAGGCCGUUCCAUUACUUUUGUUCAUCUAAUUCAUUCAUUUCACUUUGAAUAUCCGGUAAUCUUCUCAAAUUAGUUUUAAUUUGGUGGAUUUUUUUUCUUUUUAUCAAAAUCAUCCAAAAGCAACAACCAUGGUGUUGGAAAGCGGCUUUUCAGAUAUGUUGAUUAAAGUGGGCUUGUUCUUCCUGGUUCAAGCUUUGGUGUAUCUUAUCCUUUCCAAAUCAUCUUCCAUCUUCUCCAAAUCAACAAAGAGAUCUCACAGCUUCAAACCGGCUCGCUCCGUCAGUGUUCGCCGGUUUCUCGCUGCUCUUUCCGACAUGCCUGCCGGCGGGGAGCUUUCUCCUUCACCAAAAGAACAUCUUCAGUCGCCAACCCAAGAGAAUUCAUCAUCGCCCUCUGCUCAUCAUCGUCAUCAUCAUCAUACAUCUUAGAGAGCUAUAGCUUCAGCUGCCAGCUGAUCCAUAUUUAUAUGUAUUGAUAUAUCAAAAAUUGGUCUCUGUUAGUGGGGUUUGUUGUAAAAAAAGAGCUGCAUAAUUUCUUUGUAAUAUUUGUUUUGUGUGAGAUUCUUUGAUUCUUUAAUAUUAUUUACAUAUGACAACAGCAGAUUGUUCAAAAGAGAUUGGAAAUUAAUUUUGAUAUGAAUUAAAAGGGAUCAAUUAUUGGCCCUGUCCUGUUAUCUAA